UGGUACCAUGGCACUCGAGAACUUGCAAGCGUGCGACACAGCAGACGAGCAAUUGUCCGGCGCUCAAGGCAUGGGCAGCAAGAGAGGGAGAGGGAAACCAAGGGAGGGAGAGAGGGAGAGGAGGAGAGAGAUACAAAGAGAGAGCGAGAGAGAGAGAGAGAGAGAGAGAGAGAGAGAGAGAGAGAGAGAGAGAGAGAGGGAGAGAGAGAGAGAGAGAGAGCAAGAGAGAGGAGAGAGAGAGAGAGAGAGAGAGAGAGAGAGAGAGGAGAGAGAGAGAGAGAGAGAGAGAGAGAGAGAGAGAGAGAGAGAGAGAGAGAGAGAGAGAGAGAGAGAGAGAGAGAGAAAGAAGGAAAGAGAGAGAGAGAGAGUGAGAGAGAGAAAGAGAGAGGAGGAGGAGGAGAAGAAGAAAUCAGGGAAUGGAAAUCUGCAAUGGAGAACGAAAGAGAGAAAGAGGGAGAGAGAGAGAGAGAGAGAGAGAGAGAGAGAGAGAGAGAGAGAGAGAGAGAGAGAGAGAGAGAGAGAGAGAGAGAGCAUGAGGAGGAAAGCAUGGAGGAAAAGAGAGGGGACAUCCUCGAUGAGACAAGGCAUAGACACAUGGCCAUGGGAUAUUCGAUCAACAUGAUGCCUCAACACGAUUCCCAUUACAUGAG
Messenger RNA from Closterium sp. NIES-67, 650 nucleotides. Lineage: Eukaryota; Viridiplantae; Streptophyta; Zygnematophyceae; Desmidiales; Closteriaceae. The record is from the annotation of a GenBank genome assembly.